Molecule: messenger RNA, 2085 nt
Organism: Schistosoma curassoni
Lineage: Eukaryota; Metazoa; Platyhelminthes; Trematoda; Strigeidida; Schistosomatidae
Source: the annotation of a GenBank genome assembly
AUGGAUGUAGUCCGUCCUAGUCCACACAGAAUCACAAGAAAAAGUUUACUUCAAGUGGCUGAAUUAGUAAUAAAGUCGCAAAUCGAGUCUUCCGUCCAUCGAAUACCAGAUGAAAGUUUCCCGGAUGUUCAGAAUUUUCUUGCAGUUUUAGAAAAUUUAUUCUACCAUGGUUUAAAAUCUUACAAUUUUCUGGUUGGGAAGAAAGUCUCAAAGCACCCUUGGUGUCUCAUACUUCAAUUAUCUAAUUUACCCAGUUUUUCACAUACUUCUUCAGUGAAACUUCUUGAUCAUCUCAAGAGUGAUUUUUCAAAGCUUCGAGCUUGGAUCAAACUGUCUAUUGUUAGGUGUUGUCUGCACUCUGCAAUGCUAGAUUUAGUUCAACUGAAGCCCAAUUUGACGAAAUAUUAUUCCCGGAAUGCUAUCUUCCGUUCGGAAGAAAUAUUUAAUCUAAUUGCUUCUCUCGUAGGAUUGGAAAAUGUACAGUUUAAUUUGGACUUUAAAACUGAACUCGUGGAAUAUUCCUAUUGUGUUCCUCCAAUUGAUUUCUCGCCUUUUCUUUUGUUCAAGCAGAGUUUAGAAACAAAACUUAGUGCAAUUUGUGAGUGUCGAAACGAGAAUACUGAGGAUAGAAAAUCGAGAUGUAUGUGGCGCUAUGGAUUUGAGAAAUUAAAACAAAAUCAAGUUUAUUCCUUAGAACAACUGCGAAUUACACCUUUUGAUACAGUUCAUCAUUAUCAUGAAGAAUUGAUUCAAAAACAGUUUACCCAGUUAAAUAAAUAUAAAGAACAAUUAAACUGUUAUAAAGAGACGACUGCGAGUCUGGAAAGUUACAUUUUGGAAUUACAAGUUAAGUUGACACUUAUUCAUGAACAAUAUGACCAAGAGUUAAAACGUUUAGGUGUUAAUCAGUCAAGAUUAACGGCUCCAACAUUUCGUAAUAUUCCAAAUCGAUUUCAACAAAUACAUGAUAUCAAUGAAAAACCUUCAAAAAUCUCAUCAUUUCUAAAUUCGUCAAUAAAGCUCAUUCAUAAUGAAACUUGCGCUAUUGCUAGUACCAGCUAUCAAAUGCCAUCAAUCUUAUCAGUAGAUCAAGGUAUUGAUGCAUUAAGCUUGGAAGAUUCUUCAAAUCCUGAAAUAGAUAGCAAUAAUAAUCACUCAACAUCAUCACUUGUCGAACAUAUUCCCAGUGAAUCGAAAAGAUAUCGUUCAGUUAAAUUUACCGAAUCUAAUUCACAUAUGAAAAAAAUCGAUCAAGAUUCAUGUGUUUUGCCUAUGGAUGUAUCAAAUAGAAAGUCGAAUUCGAAACGUCUUCCUUUACCCAUAAGAGCACGUUCUAAUUCUCCAACUAAUAGUAGUAGUUAUCCUAGUUCAAUAAGUGAAUCAUCUCAUCAAAAAUAUAAUAAAUCAAAGAGUCCAUUAAAAUCAAAAAAUUCUGGUCAAACUUUUCAUCGAAAAUCAAAAAUGCUUGUUAGUGUUCAAGAAAUACCAUCUGAACGUUUCAUCCUGCCGGAUAAUUCAUAUUCUACUGUAUCUUUUCCUAAUAAUAGUUCACCAAAAACUCUCGAGAGUAUGACAGUUGUUGUAAAACCAAGAAGUCAUAGCUUAUUCUCUUGUUAUGUCCCGAAGAUAUCUACGAAUGAGGUGGAAGGCAUUAUUCGACAUGUCGAUAGCCUUAUGAAUCCACAAACAACCAUGAAAAAUGAUACAGUUAAUACAAUCACAACAACACCAACAACGGAUACAACGAUAAAAUCAUUGACCACUGUUGAUAGUAAAGAUGAUAUUGUUAUUGAUGAUCAUCUACUUGGGUGCAAAAAUCAAUGUUCAAAUCUUGUUCUAUUUGAGGCAGGCUUAAUUGAUUCAAUAACUAGUAGUGAAAUUAUGGAAACUUCAUCUGAAUAUAAUCCAAGUGAUCGAUUAUAUUCUUCAUCUACACGAGAAUAUUAUCACUUAACAUCAGAAGAAGAUUUAGGAAAUAGUGAUGAGGAAGAUGUGGAUGAUGAUGACGAGAAAAAUAAUGAUAGUGACAAUAAAACAUCUGGACUACGACAACAAAAACAACAAGAACAUGAAACAACCAUUUGA